Dipodomys spectabilis (banner-tailed kangaroo rat) is the source of this 1154-nucleotide messenger RNA. RefSeq names its product solute carrier family 25 member 26 (gene Slc25a26). Gene Ontology annotation, molecular function: S-adenosyl-L-methionine transmembrane transporter activity. Gene Ontology annotation, cellular component: mitochondrial inner membrane. The transcript has 10 exons. Bases 94 to 918 code for a protein of 274 amino acids. Gene Ontology annotation, biological process: transmembrane transport. The record is from RefSeq and is a predicted model, not a curated record. Lineage: Eukaryota; Metazoa; Chordata; Mammalia; Rodentia; Heteromyidae.
UCCCGCCCCCAAGAUGACGGCGCCCAGCGCACGAGUCCUCCACCACCUUCUGCUCGGUCUCGGGUUUCGGUCUUGACGGGGAUUGCGGGAACCAUGGACCGGCCGGGGUUCACUGCCUCGCUGGUGGCUGGAGGAGUAGCAGGUACCUCAGUUGACUUGAUAUUAUUUCCUCUGGAUACCAUUAAAACCAGGCUUCAGAGUCCUCAGGGAUUCAAUAAGGCUGGUGGCUUUCGUGGGAUAUAUGCUGGUGUCCCUUCUACUGCUAUUGGAUCCUUUCCUAAUGCUGCUGCAUUUUUCCUCACAUAUGAAUAUGUGAAGUGGUUUUUGCAUACUGAUUCAACUUCCUGUUUCAUGCCUGUGAAGCAUAUGUUGGCUGCCUCUGCUGGAGAAGUGGUUGCCUGCCUGAUUAGAGUCCCUUCUGAAGUGGUCAAGCAGAGGGCACAGGUCUCAGCUUCGUCAAGGACAUCACAGGUUUUCUCUAACAUCUUGUAUGAAGAGGGUAUCCAGGGAUUGUACCGAGGCUAUAAAAGCACAGUUUUAAGAGAGAUUCCUUUCUCUUUGGUCCAGUUUCCCUUGUGGGAGUCCUUAAAAGCCCUCUGGUCCUGGCGGCAGGAUCGUGUGGUGGAUUCUUGGCAGUCAGCAGUCUGUGGAGCUUUUGCAGGUGGCUUUGCAGCUGUUGUCACCACCCCUCUGGAUGUGGCAAAGACAAGAAUUAUGCUGGCAAAGGCUGGCUCCAGUGCUGCUAGUGGGAACGUGCUCUCUGCACUGCAUGGAGUCUGGCGGACAGAGGGACUGACAGGAUUAUUUGCAGGUGUCUUCCCGCGAAUGGCAGCCAUCAGCCUGGGAGGUUUCAUCUUUCUGGGUGUUUAUGACCAGACCCGCAGCUUGCUGUUACAAGUGAGCAGAAAGAGCCCGUGACGCAGGGGCAUAGCUCGCAUGCUUCCGUGGAAAGGGUGUGCUGCAGACCUGCCUUUCGCUGAGUGAGUGGCUGUAAAUCCCAGUGCCGCUAAGACUGUGACACUGAGCGAGUCAUCCACGGGGACGUCUGGGGUUGUCAGCAGCCAACUAACUGCCAGAAUGAGGAAACAUGGCCAUGGCGGAGCCCUGAGACCCCUCCACCUCCUCAAUAAACACACUUGCUACUGCUGCGGCCA